Messenger RNA from Gossypium raimondii (Peruvian cotton), 1891 nucleotides. Its product is annotated as aldehyde oxidase GLOX1. The record is from RefSeq and is a predicted model, not a curated record. The transcript has a single exon. Lineage: Eukaryota; Viridiplantae; Streptophyta; Magnoliopsida; Malvales; Malvaceae. The coding region runs from base 109 to 1746 and encodes 545 amino acids.
UGGGUGUGGGAGUCUUAAAUCUUAGAGCCUUCAUUGCUUCUCUCACCAACUCCUUUAAAAAAGAGUACCCAAAGCUGACAAGCAGCCAUAAUAUCAACUGCUAAACAUAUGGCAGAAAUGUCAACCCUUUGUACAUUUCUUUUCUCACUUCUACUCUUUGCCUCACAGCCCCUUAUCCUCCCCACUGCUGCCGACGGCCGGUGGCAGCUGCUACAAAAAAGCAUUGGCAUCUCAUCCAUGCACAUGCAACUCCUUAAAAAUGACCGUGUUGUUAUGUAUGAUAGGACUGAUUUCGGCCCAUCCACUCUGCCAUUGGCAAGUGGGAAAUGCCACAAUGACCCAACCAACACCGCUGUCCAAGUAGAUUGUACGGCGCAUUCAGUUGAGUACGAUGUUUUGAGCAACAAGUUCAGGGCUCUUACUGUCCAAAGCAACGUUUGGUGUUCUUCAGGCGGCGUCAUGCCUGACGGUAAAUUGGUCCAAACCGGUGGUUUCAGCGACGGAGAACUUCGAGUCAGGGUUUUCAGCCCAUGCGAGAGCUGCGACUGGCACGAAACACCAAAUGGAUUGGCGGCCAAAAGAUGGUAUGCUACCAAUCAUGUCUUGCCAGAUGGAAGACAAAUUGUUGUCGGCGGCCGGGAACAAUUUAAUUACGAGUUUGUUCCUAAAAACAUAGCCGCCGACACGUUCAAGUUGCAUUUCCUGUCGGAAACCAAUGAACGAGGAGUAGAGAACAAUCUCUACCCUUUUGUGUUUCUCAAUGUCGAUGGAAACCUGUUCAUUUUCGCCAACAAUCGAGCUAUUUUGCUUGAUUAUGUGAACAACAAGGUGGUGAAAACUUACCCUAAAAUACCAGGUGGGGAGCCAAGAAGCUAUCCAAGCACAGGUUCGGCUGUAUUGCUACCAUUGAAGAACUUGAUAGCCGCCACUAUUCAAGCUGAAGUUUUGGUUUGUGGGGGUGCUCCAAAAGGAUCAUUUGUCCAAGCAUUACAAGGUAAGUUCGUUAAAGCCUUGGACACUUGCGCCAGGAUCUCAAUAACCGACCCGAAACCAAAAUGGGUCUUGGAAACUAUGCCUUUAGCUAGAGUCAUGGGCGACAUGGUAUUGCUUCCAAACGGCAAAGUUUUGGUCAUCAACGGAGCACGUUCCGGGUCCGCAGGAUGGGACUUAGGGAGGGACCCGGUCUUAAAUCCGGUGUUAUACAUGCCUGAUAAUGAAAUCGAGUCACGAUUCAAGAUACUAAAACCAACAAAUAUCCCUCGGAUGUACCAUUCCACAGCAGUAUUACUUCGUGAUGGAAGAGUUUUAGUGGGUGGAAGCAAUCCUCAUGCGUAUUACAACUUUACGGGAGUCCUUUACCCUACUGAACUAAGCCUGGAGGCAUUCUAUCCGGGUUAUUUGGACGCCAAAUUCAACAAUUUACGACCCACCAUUGUUGCUCCCAAGUCAAUGUCCGGAAUCAGAUACAGUAAGAAAUUAAAAAUUCAAGUGGUGAUUACAGGUGAAGUAACUCUAAACUUGUUGUCGGUGACAAUGGUGUCACCAGCUUUUAAUACCCAUUCCUUCUCGAUGAAUCAAAGGUUGCUUGUACUUGGAAACGACAAAGUUAUGGCUUCCGGGAAAUCAACGUAUAAGAUUGAAGUGAUGACGCCAGGUUCGGGUAACCUCGCACCUGCAGGCUUUUAUCUUUUGUUUGUGGUUCAUCAAGACAUCCCCAGCCAAGGCAUUUGGGUCCAUUUGAAAUAGAUGUUGAUUGAUAUGUUUGUGAAAUGUUGAUCAUUAUUUAGAGAAAGAAAUGUUUAUUUCAACAAUGUUGUAAAAUUGUCCUCUACAUUAAGCAAAUGUAUUUACAAAUUUGUAUCAAUAUAAAAGAGGAUAAUUGUUUCCGUCA